Agrilus planipennis (emerald ash borer) is the source of this 1954-nucleotide messenger RNA. Its product is annotated as sphingosine-1-phosphate phosphatase 1. Gene Ontology annotation, cellular component: endoplasmic reticulum membrane. The transcript is spliced from 5 exons. Gene Ontology annotation, molecular function: sphingosine-1-phosphate phosphatase activity. Bases 307 to 1437 code for a protein of 376 amino acids. Gene Ontology annotation, biological process: sphingosine metabolic process; phospholipid dephosphorylation. Lineage: Eukaryota; Metazoa; Arthropoda; Insecta; Coleoptera; Buprestidae. The record is from RefSeq and is a predicted model, not a curated record.
CUAUGCGCCCAACUUCAGAAUGCUGUAUUUGAAAAGCAAUAAACCAUUAGUCAGUAAUCUAUCAAGUAUAAAUCUAUUAUCUAUGGUCAGUAACUGUGAAUUUGUAAAACCGAAAAAAUUAAAAUCAUUUGAAUGAAAUGAAUUUUUUGAAACUACACAUAUUUAUUUUAAAAUACUGACAUUACUUCUGUCUGAUAAUUUGAUUAUAUUUAAUGAAGAUUACAUUUUUCAAAUGUUUGUUGAUGAUAAAACAGCAAAUCACAAAUGAGUUUCUUAAUGAACUUUCAGUAAUGAAAGAGAAGGCAAAUGGAUCUUUUUAAUUUUUUGAAGCGGCCUUCUCUUGUGGCUGACAUACAAAGAUUUUUUGGAGUUCAGGCAAUAAAAGAAGUUGACUUAUGUGAAAGAAAAAAUAUUUCUAAUCAAACCAACCAAAAGUAUACAAUAAAGAAUUAUUUCUGGUAUUAUUUGUUCUGUUUUGGAACUGAAUUAGGAGAUGAAAUGUUUUAUUUGUCCUUUAUACCAUUUUGGUUUUGGAACAUUGAUGGAGCAGUUGGCCGACGAGUGGUACUUGUAUGGACAAUUGUGAUGUACAUUGGUCAGGGAAUUAAGGACAUAAUUAAAUGGGAGAGGCCUGGCCCACCAGUUAUAAAAUUGCAAAAAAAAUGGGCCUUGGAGUAUGGUAUGCCUUCCACACAUGCCAUGGUAGGAGUUUCCAUACCAUUUUCUGUUAUAUUGUAUACUAUGAACCGUUAUCAAUAUAAUGUACAAGCUGGUUUUGUGAUCGCCAUUGUUUGGUGCAGCAUUGUUUCUAUAAGCCGUCUAUACUUGGGAAUGCAUACAGUUCUGGAUGUACUUGCUGGAUUAGCACUAUCGAUAAUGUUAAUGUUUCCUUUAGUUCCACUGAUAGAUAAACUAGACAGUUACUUUUUAACAAACCCAACAUCUCCAUUUCUUCUGAUUGUUAUUUCUCUUUUAAUGAUUGUAUAUUAUCCUAAUAGUGGAAAAUGGACACCAACAAGGGGUGAUACAACAAUGAUUGUGUCAGUAUGUGUUGGAUUAUUAAUAGGAGCAUGGCUGAACUAUCAGACGGGAAACAUGACCAAUUCAGACCUUAUACCUCCGUAUGCAAUAUUUUGGCCAUCCUAUACAAUGUUGGGUAGUUUAAUCUUGCGUACUACAUUGGGAUUUGUACUUCUUUUAUUCAUAAGAAGUAUAGCAAAAUCAGUUUCCUAUAAAUUUUUAUGCACACUCUUGGGCCAAAAUGCCACUGAAAUCAAAAAUUCAAAAGAUUCAUUAGAUAACAAGCACAAAACUUUUGUUGAUUUGGGUUGCAAGUACCUCACUUGUGCUGUAAUUGGAUUUUCUCUUAUUUAUUUGCUCCCUAAUUUAUUUAAAUUUCUAAAAAUAGAAAGGCCAACGUUUUGCACAGAAUUAUGACUUCAUAGUCCCAGUGAAACAUUUUGAAAAUAUGUAACAUGAAAUUUAAAGUAACAAUGGUCAGUUACCAUUGUUACAUUAAAUUUCAUGUUACAUAUCUUAUUAAUUUAUACUUUUAAGAAUCUUAUUAAUUUUGCUUGUCUAAUUAACCUUUCGAAAAUAAUAGUAUUAGGUUCAAAAUAAAGAUCUGAUGUACUAUACACACUACUAUUAUAGAAAGUUAAUUAAAAGCAAGUAAAUGAAGGUUGCUUUAUGAUAGUUUAGACCAUUUUGUUUGCAAUAAUGUGAUAAGAUUUAUUACUAGUAUUUACAGUAAAAUUUUCAAAAAGAAAACCUAUAAUGAUAUAAAAUUAAGCAUAUGUUGAAAUAACAAAUACUAUAUUAGUAUUAUUGUAAUUAUAAUAUAAAUUUUAAACAGAAUUUAUGUUACUAAAAUAAAUAUAAUUUAACUGCAUACAUUUUCCUUCAGUGGCAUUGUUAUUGUUAAGAUCUGAAAUAAAACAUAUAAUUACAAAAA